This is a messenger RNA of Astyanax mexicanus (Mexican tetra), 2553 nucleotides long. RefSeq names its product zinc finger protein 239-like. The coding region runs from base 265 to 1437 and encodes 390 amino acids. Gene Ontology annotation, molecular function: DNA-binding transcription factor activity, RNA polymerase II-specific; RNA polymerase II transcription regulatory region sequence-specific DNA binding. The record is from RefSeq and is a predicted model, not a curated record. Lineage: Eukaryota; Metazoa; Chordata; Actinopteri; Characiformes; Acestrorhamphidae. Gene Ontology annotation, biological process: regulation of transcription by RNA polymerase II. The transcript is spliced from 2 exons. Gene Ontology annotation, cellular component: nucleus.
UCUCUCUCUCUCUCUCUCUCUCUCUCUCUGCGUGUUGUUGGAGUCUCCAGAGUGUACACUUUGAGGAGUGAGCAGGGUGUGAUUUGGGACGGAACACUUUGAGGAGUGAGCAGGGUGUGAUUUGGGACGGGUCUGUAAUCGCUAUAGUGUGUUAACAGCGCUGGACUCACCUUUCUGAGGGGAAAAGCUGCAGACACUGCAGACCCUCUUUUUUGGUCCUGAGGCUAAACCAAAGAAGUUAAAGUACGUAAAGAGGGGAAGAACAUGGCGACCAGAAAGAUCUCCAUUACUAAGAAGACGUCAUCUCCUACCUCUCCCAAACAAAUCCAGAAAAGAACAGGCAAGAAGAAAACGCACCACUGCUCAGACUGUGGGAAGAAUUUUACUCAUCAGGUUACACUCCAAUUACACCAGCACAUUCACACUGGAGAGAAACCGUAUCACUGCUCAGACUGUGGAAAGGGUUUUAGUCGUCAGAGUACGCUCCAACUACACGAGCGCAUUCACACUGGAGAGAAACCGUUUCACUGCAAAGACUGUGGAAAGAGCUUUAGUCGUCAGGGUAAUCUCAAAACACACCAGCGCAUUCACACUGGAGAGAAACCGUACAAGUGUUCAGACUGUGGGAAGAGUUUUAGUUAUCAACACUCUCUCAAACUACACCAGCGCAUUCAUGCUAGAGAGAAACCGUAUCACUGUUCAGACUGUGGAAAGAGUUUCACUCAACAGAGUAAUCUCAAAACGCACCAACGCAUUCACACUGGAGAGAAACUGUACAAGUGUUCAGACUGUGGGAAGAGUUAUAGUCAUCAACACUCUCUCAAACUACACCAGCGCAUUCAUGCUAGAGAGAAACCCUAUCAGUGCUCAGUCCGUGGGAUGAGUUUUAAUAAUCGCAGUAUUCUAAAAACACACCAGCGCAUUCACACUGGAAAGAAACUGUAUAACUGCUCAGACUGUCAGAAGAGUUUUAGUAAUCACAAUUAUUUCCAACUACACAAGCGCAUUCACUCAGGAGUGAAACCAUAUUACUGCUUUGACUGUGGGAAGGGUUUUACUCAUCCGAGUUCUCUUCAACGACACCAGAGCAUUCACACUGGAGAGAAGCCGUUUCACUGCUCAGACUGUGGGAAGAGUUUUAAGCAACAGAGUCAUCUCCUAUUACACCAGCGCAUUCACACUGGAGAGAAACCGUAUCCCUGCUCAGCCUGUGGGAAGAGUUUUAGUCAACAGAGUCAUCUUCUAAUACACCAGCGCAUUCACACUGGAGAGAAACCGUUUCACUGCUCAGACUGUGGGAAGAGUUUUAGUAAUCAGAGUAACCUCCAGCGCCACCAGCGCAUUCACACUGGAGAGAAACUGUAUCAUUGCUCAACGUGUGGGAAAAGUUUUAGUCGUCGGAGUCAUCUCCAACCGCACCGGUGCAUUCGUGUUUGAGAUAAACUUUAUCACUGUUCAGACUGUGAGAAGAGCUUCAUAAAUUCAAACUGGUCCGUAAAACAUCAAAUAUACCUCUUCAGGACUAAAAUACAGGUUCCUACUAAAGCAAAUGAGCUAAUUGGUUUUACACAGAAAACACAGUUUUGUUGUGUUUCUAGAAUCUGUAUGGGAAGCUGAAUAUGUUGUUUUUUUGUGAUGAAUUCCAUGUUCAGGUGUGGUUGUUUUGCCAUCACAGUUCGUAAGUAGCUCAUUUUGAACCAGUCUAUCUUUGGAGUUUUAAUCCUCAAAAAAGAGAUCUGGUGUGAAAUUGACCUUGGGUGUAGUAAGACAUGAUAAAGAGUAAUAUCCUUUAUUAAAUAGCCCCCUCUGUUCUCCUGCAGCUUUCUGAGAUCCAGCAAUUUUGUGCAGUUUGUUAAAAUAGACUAGAACUGGUGAUAAUAUGGCAUAUUUAGAUAUAUAAAUUGCAUAUGCAGAUAUAUAAAUUGCUAUUUACACUAUUAUCCAGGCCCAAAGUAGCUCCACACUUCAUUGGUAGAAUCCAGAGAGACCUGACAUUUAAAAUGAGGCAUUGAUGACUUUAAAAGUGCAAACGAAGUUUAUCAAAAAAACACUGUUUACAGCCAUCUUACAGUAAAGUCAUGAUCAGUGACGAGUGACGUAAUGUUGCAGCCUGGAAAGGCACAAACGCAAACUAUUGUCUUUUUUUUCCCUUUGCCUUUUUCUGUUAUAACACAUCCCACCUCCACAUAAUGCCUCGUUUAAAAUGUCAGGGCUCUCUGGAUUCUACCAAUGAAGUGUGAAGCUAUUUUUAGCCUGGACAACAGUGUAAAAAGCAAUUUAUCUGCAGGGACAAAAUUAUGCCCUCUUAUCACCCAUUCUAAAGCUGCAGGAGAACGGAGAUGGGCUAUUCAAGGUUAUUACUCUAUCAUGUUUUACUACACCCAAAGUCAAUUUCACAUUGGAGUUUUCCAUUAAGCUGAACCACUAGAUCAUUAAAGUUUGUAUUCAAGAAUGAUUGGUGGUUAUCUAUGAUUAUUCAUUCUUCCACAUAUUGUUGGAAAAAGUUGGUGUACGUUCCUUUUUUCCUCCCUUUAUUUAAACAAAUGUGUUUAU